AUGUACAUGAUAAAUCACCUUCUCGCCCACCAUGGCUCUUUGACCAGCGGGAACAUCUCGAGGCCCAAACCAGUAGCCACCAUGACCAGCUCAGGCACAGGGUCUAUCCACACGAAUCCUGAGCCGUUUUCCUCAGCGGCGAGGUUGAUGGGUUGUGACACGUUCAUGUCGGUGAAGAACAAUGCCUCCAUGACAGCAUUGAGGAGUAGCACAGUCAAAGAUCGCACAACCGACCAAGUUCGCCUUGGGCGUAGGCCGGGGAUCAGGGUGUACACGGUCGUCCAGAAUGGUAUCCUUACCAGGAUGAGAAACAUUAUAUGGCCUGCCAGGAAAAGCGACUUCAAGGGCUGA
Molecule: messenger RNA, 351 nt
Organism: Postia placenta MAD-698-R-SB12
Lineage: Eukaryota; Fungi; Basidiomycota; Agaricomycetes; Polyporales; Adustoporiaceae
Exons: 2
Coding region: 1-351 (116 amino acids)
Source: RefSeq, a predicted model, not a curated record